This is a messenger RNA of Metarhizium brunneum ARSEF 3297, 1554 nucleotides long. Its product is annotated as Cytochrome P450 monooxygenase gloP. Gene Ontology annotation, molecular function: heme binding; oxidoreductase activity, acting on paired donors, with incorporation or reduction of molecular oxygen; monooxygenase activity. The record is from RefSeq and is a predicted model, not a curated record. NCBI's taxonomy places the organism in Eukaryota, Fungi, Ascomycota, Sordariomycetes, Hypocreales, Clavicipitaceae.
AUGCAUCGACAGUACAACAAAAAGGGCCUGCCAUUUCUUGUUCCGUCGGGCUUCUCACGGCCUUACGACGUCGUGCUGCCUCGGACCAUGCUCACAUGGCUUCGUGACCAACCCGAAAGUGUCGUGGACGCGCGAUUGGCCCAUAACGUCAGUGCUUACGGCGACUACAAUUUCCUAGACUCAGAGAUUAUUCGAUCACCCUUUGGCAUGCGGGCCGUUCAAAAAUCGAUGAACCGCAGUUUGCCAGGUCUUGUCUCUGCCAUGGAUAAAGAGGUCCAGCAUGCUGUUGAUUUGGCCCUCAAGGAUGUUGGUAAUGACUGGACGAGCAUCAACCUCUGGGGCAUGUGGCAGGCCAUUGUGCUCUUCGUGACCAACAGGAUGCUUGUCGGCUCUACCCUUUGUCGCGACGAACGGUUCCUCAACGCCAUGGUUUCGUUUACACAUGCCGUAAUGCGAAACUGCGUCCUGCUGCGCUUCGUGCCGCUCAUUCUGCACCCUAUUCUGGGCCGAAUGCUGGCAAUAUCCAACUGGGUCCAUUGGCGACGGGCAUACUGUAGAGUUGGACCUGUAAUAAAGACUCGGAUUGACUCCAUGAGCCGCAAAGCCAAAGGGGACCCGGAGCUGCAGAACUGGUCCCCCCCCGAAGAUUACAUCACUUGGCUGGUUCGCUUGGCCCUGGAGGAAAACCGCGACCAAGAGCUGGAUCCGAUAGUCAUCUCAAAACGCCUGCUGCCUAUAGAGUUCGCAGCCAUCGACACGACCGUCAUCACGGGUGUCUUGUGGAUCCAAGACCUGCUCAAGACACCGUCCGCAGUUGAAGAUCUGACCGCCGAACUGCGUGCUCACCAGCCGGCCCCUGGCGAAUCUUGGUCUGCCAAGGCGUUGCAAUCACUGCUUCAGGUCGACUCAUCCAUCCGUGAGUCGCAGCGUCUUAGCAACUUCCAUUUAACACUUGUGGAACGCGUCGUCGUGGCAUCGGACGGCUUGUGCCUACCCGGCCUUGGUUGGAAGAUACCAAAGGGCGCCCAUCUUACCGUGAAUGCGGACGGCAGCCAUCAUGACGGUGAUUUAUACCAUGACCCCUACACGUACGAUGCGCUGCGCUUCUCAACAAUGCGCAAGGAGCGUGGGGAGCAUCACAACGCCAGCAAUGACGCGGCAAAACCUCUGGGUAUGGUGACAAUGAACGACCACCACUUUCCAUUUGGCCAUGGCAAGCAUGCAUGUCCCGGUCGCUUCUUUGUCGCGCACGAGAUGAAGCUUAUAGCGGCGCAUUUGCUAUUGAACUUUGACCUGAAGAUGGAGGACAGUACUUCAAAUCGGCUAUGGGUUGGCCCUGGUAUGAUGCCGCCUUUUGGUGGCCGCAUCAAAGCGGAGAAUCCUGCUGCGGUGCCGACAGCAGAACCCGACGAGGAGCCACCAGGCGUCUACAAGAUACCGGGUCAGCAGACGCUGAAGAUUGACGAGAUUCUCGGCUUACGCUACAGCCCAGACAUUUGUCGUUGGGGUCAACACCCCCCCGGACGUACGGUGUUUGAGUCUGCGGACCAUUAG